CUAGAAAGAAUGGAUUCUAUGUCUGAGGGGGAGCUGGCAAAGCUCGUCAAGCGGUUGGCAAACGACAGAAAGACGUUCAUAACCGAGUUGCGCGACUACGAAUGGAGACUUGAACAGGAGGCAAAGGCAUUCCAUAAGGCCCACGAAUCGAGGAAGGUCUACCUGACAGAUUUGAGCCACACGAAACGACUCCACGAGAAUCCAACCCCAAGAUCAGAUGGCGAAAGGAUGCUUAAAGAUUUGACGCAAAAGGAGAAACGGAAUAUCGCCUCUGACCACAGAAUCCUAGACCAAAAGAAAGGCCCGAUAAACAGGAAGGCGACUGUUAAGCGACUUCCGAAGUUGGACAUCGACGAUAGAAGCACGUUCUCCGACGGUUCGAACAACCACACGAACCAUUCGUCGCUGAACAACCUGGACGAACCGGACCCGACUGCCUACAUGAACAACGGCGGUCACAGAACCAUGGUAGUCAGCGGUCAUAAGCCCGAGUACGACCUAAUGCAGUACUCGGUGCAACCCAAAAACGCACCGGAUUCGCCGGAGUUAGCGCACGAGCACUCUACCGCCCUCUAUCGCAAGCCUGCCGAACGUCAUCGCGACAACACGAGUGGUACAGUCACGGACAUGUCUACCGAUUCCUUGAAUGAGGCGCUCGAGAACAGCAACACGUCGCAGCCACACGCUCCCGAGUUCGAGUUCAGUCACAAACGACAAUCAAAGAUACCGGUGCGCAGGGGUGGCGCUAAGUCGCCCAUGCCGACUGGUGGAAGUACACCGAGAAAAUAAGUGAGAAUUGUCGGAGAGUUGUAAGAGAAUCAUCGCGCCACUGCACGGACGAGUUGGG
This is a messenger RNA of Priapulus caudatus, 847 nucleotides long. Its product is annotated as coiled-coil domain-containing protein 169-like. The coding region runs from base 10 to 789 and encodes 259 amino acids. The record is from RefSeq and is a predicted model, not a curated record. The transcript is spliced from 5 exons. Lineage: Eukaryota; Metazoa; Priapulida; Priapulimorpha; Priapulimorphida; Priapulidae.